Molecule: messenger RNA, 1833 nt
Organism: Copidosoma floridanum
Lineage: Eukaryota; Metazoa; Arthropoda; Insecta; Hymenoptera; Encyrtidae
Product: carbohydrate sulfotransferase 11
Biological process (GO): carbohydrate biosynthetic process
Cellular component (GO): membrane
Molecular function (GO): sulfotransferase activity
Source: RefSeq, a predicted model, not a curated record
GCUCUGUUUGUUGUUUUUGGGGCUUCUUGUGCACCGGGGUAGUAGGGGGUCGUGAGGUUAUUUGCUGUACGAUACACCCACUGCGAGUCCCGUGGCUGUUGUUACUGUUGCCGGGUCCAUGAGGCUGUAGCGAGGAGUGGCGUCGCAUGCCCGGUGGAGUCCGGUAUGAGUACAGAAGAAAGAAGAGCAGCUUCGGUCCAGGAAGGGAAAAGAUGACGGUGCGCAGGCACGUCCUGCAGGUCUUCCGCAGGGCGGUGCUGGCCGGCUGCGUGCUGGUGCUCAUCGUCUUUGCCCUGACCAGCCAGGACCGCUCGAGUUCCUCGCAGUCGCAUCAGCCCAUCAGUCCCGAGGAGGAAGCCAUGAUGACGCUCGAGGAGCGUUUGAUGGAGCAGAGCCGGAUGACGGAGAUGGAGAUGCGAAUGGCGGAGAGGCGCAAGUACCUCGCGGAUCGUUGCGCGGAGGAGGGCCUCGACGGGCCCGGCAACGAUUCGCUCCACCGGCCCAACGCUUGGGAGUUUCUCGUCAAUCGGGAGCACCGUAUCAUCUGGUGCAACGUCUUCAAGGCCGCCUCCACCUCGUGGAUGUACAAUUUUAAUUUACUCGCGGGGUACUCGGCGCAAUUUCUAAGAGCGUCAAAGGCCGUGCCAGUGUCGUUGGCCCGGCAAAAGUACCCAAGACCAACGGCCGACGAGCUCGCGAGGUAUCUGAACGACAGCGUGAGCUUCCUGAUCGUGAGACACCCGUUCGAGCGGCUGUUGAGCGCCUACAGGGACAAACUGGAGCACAGUCUGCCGCACACCUUUCACAGUAAACUUGGCGCGCACAUUGUCUCGGCCUAUCGGGCCAAGAGUCCAAAGUCAGCGGGCAAGCACGGGCCGAGGUACCCGUUGUUCGAAGAGUUCGUGCGAUGGCUGCUUUGCGAGUGGAGGGCCGGAAACGAGCUGGACAUGCACUGGACGCCUAUCAUCAAUUUUUGCACACCUUGUCAAGUCAGAUUCACCGUCAUCGCGAAAUUCGAGACGCUGCACGACGAUCAGAAUUAUUUGAUAAAACUGGCGCGCGUGGGUCACAUCGUCAAACCCGAGUGGAAGAAUCCAACCCGGGGCGUACAAACGAAGGACGUCGUCAGCCAGUACUUCUCGCAGCUGUCCAAGACGCAGAUCAAAGAGCUUUACGAAAUGUUCAGGUACGACUUUAUCCUGUUCGAUUACUCGAUAGCAGAGUACCUGGAGAACGGCCGCAACGAAGUAACGAAAUUAGUCUGUAAGAAAUGACAACCUGCCUCCCAUCCAAGGCCAUCGUCGGUUUUUUUUUUUUUUUUUUUCUUCAUGCUCUGUUGAAUCAACACAUAAUUGUACACACACGCGUAUGCAUAUCUCAUCCUUUUGUAUCAAAAACAAAACAAUAAUGUACUACAAUCAUGUAAAAUGUAGCAAUUACACGCCGGCCUGUGGGCAAUCGACAUAGCGUAAACAGGUGGGUUUACCGCGAAACGGUCGAUUUAAAUCAGCAGUGCAACAAUUAUAUCAUCGAUUGUAAAAUAUACGCCUAAAUGAGAUAGAACGUUUUUCAAAUGUAAAUAUAUAGUGUUUUGCGCGAAUCUUUUUUGAAAUGAUAAUCAAGUGAUGGGACGAAAAAAAAAACAAACAAAACAAGUGUUCAGCUUGCGAUUUGUUGCUGAAUAAUUUAGGGUUUACUGCGUGUUGGGGGAGGAUGAGGUUUUUUCAGGGGUCAAAGUUGAAGAUUCACAAUUAAGAGUUCAAUAAGAAUUGGGAACGCAAGAUCAUUGUUUGAUUAUAUGAUUAGAGAACUACAAGUAUUUUGAACAUUGUU